Molecule: messenger RNA, 4975 nt
Organism: Mya arenaria
Lineage: Eukaryota; Metazoa; Mollusca; Bivalvia; Myida; Myidae
Product: F-box only protein 22-like
Exons: 5
Coding region: 10-1155 (381 amino acids)
Biological process (GO): protein polyubiquitination; positive regulation of proteasomal ubiquitin-dependent protein catabolic process
Molecular function (GO): protein binding
Source: RefSeq, a predicted model, not a curated record
CCAAAGAAAAUGGCUACCAAAACGAAAGCGGAAGCGUUAAAUGAACAUUGUUCUCAUGUUUUAUCGUCAGUAUAUCCCGUUGUUGAAUUGAUUCUCAGCUAUUUGCCAUAUAGAGAGUUAGAGUCGUUAUCGAGAGUCUGUCAACUUUGGCAUGGCAUUGUUCGCAAGCUCAGAGAGAAAAGAAGUACGAUGUCAUUUGCUGCAUUUGAUGGUGAUGAUCUUGUUCAGGGCACCAAGUCCUUUCUUAACGAUAUGUAUACAGAGCCAGGAACAGUAUUUCUGUUUCACUGCAAUAUUUUGAAUGAGCUGCUUGAGACGCUGAUACUGAAUGCUGAAGAUGAUGCUGGGGCUGACAUUAUCUCAGACGAGGAAAAAGAUAAAAGUUAUGGGGAAUUUGUUCGGAGUUUACUACCUUGCAACUGUAACCUUGUUGCUCUUGAAGCUGGAGGAAUUGUUGGAACAUCUUCAGAUCUGAAAGAAAUAAACGAAAUGGAAGGUGAAGGUGCUGUAUCUUUCUUAUGUUUGCCCAAAUACAACACACAGAGCAAACUUGAAAUUGUAACAAUAAGUGACUCUGUUGACCUAAAUCUAGUUGAAAAAUCAUAUAACAAUCAUCAGCUGAAAGCGUGCUUGGUGUUUGAUGUGGAUCCAAAGUUCCUGCCGAAAAGAUUUGGCUAUACACUUCUAGAUGAAUAUGCAGUGCUGAUUGCUGGUGCAUAUGUAGAUAAUGUUUGCACCAUGACGGAUGAAUUCUUGAACAUGGAGCUUGUUUCCUUCUACGGCAACGAUGUGAAGGUUGCUUCAGUUAUUUUGCCCCCUCCCAAAAGUGGAUGUAACAAUUUGAAAGAGAAAACAGAGGCAGCAGUUGUGAAAUUGAAAAAAUACAACCUACCUGAGAAGAACAGUUUUGCCUUCAUGCUGGCAUGCAUAGGCAGGGGUGAGGGCAUGUAUGGGGAGAGGAAUGUUGAGUCCUCUUUAUUCCACAAACAUUUUCCCAACACGCCACUGGUAGGACUGUUUGGGAAUGGUGAAAUCGGCUGCGACUUCUAUGAUUGUGCUUCAGCUUCAGGAUGUGACAUGAAAAGACGAAAGAGCGAAUUGCCUAAGCUGUUCCAUUCAUAUACUACAAUACUGGUGCUUGUAGCCUUGACUUAAACAUGUUUUUUCUGUCUGUUAUAUACAUGUACAUUUUGACGACAUGAACAGCUUUGCUUUCAGAUGAUAUCUUAAUAAAAAUACUUACUGGAAAGCAAUAAUCGACACAUUUCAUAUAUUAUUAUUUUUAAAUAUCUCUAUUUAACAGUGCCGAUCAGUACCAAUGCCAGCCCAUCGUUUUGUUCAGUGGUUACGUCCGCCUUUUUGUCAUGCUAUUUCGGUAGCCGUUUUGUGAAUACUGACACAACUGUAAGAGUUUCAAUAGUAGACUAUUUGCUUUUAUAAAAAGCUAAAGCUUGACGGACAUAUUAAACCACCAUGAGAGUGUUUGUUCCACUUAUGACCAAUUUGUGCUUGCAGCUCAAAGGUUCAGUUACUCCAAAAGCAAUACUUGUGUUGAUAACUUCACAGCGUUGAUGUACACUAUGUGAAUGUGCUAUAUAUGUAUACAUCUGUGAAGACAAAAGACAGAGGUCCGUGUAGACCAAGUUACUUUUUCAUGGCAAUAAUUUGUGCUACAACAAUUUUUAAGCUCACCUUAGCCAUAGGCUGAGGGUGAGCUAUUAGGAUCGAUGAUUGUCCGUCGUCCGUCCACACUUAGUUUGUUAACACUCUAGGGGUCACAUUUUUGCCUCAUUUGUCACGAAACUUGAUCAGGAUGUUUCCCAGUAAUUACUAGGAUGAGUUUGAAUAUGUGUCAUCUGGGGUCAAACACUAGGUCACAGAGCCCAAAUAUGGAAAAACCUUGUUAAAGGCCUAGCUUAAGGAAUGUUUGGCAUGAUAAUCCCCUGCUGUGCAUAUCCUUAUAAUUCCACUGGUGUUACAGUGGGGGCCAAUUUCCUGUGUAUUCGUUUAUUGGCUCAGGGCCAUUUAGGGUCCAUUUCUAUCUCAAAAUAUCCCAAACUUCACAGCAGGAUACUCAGAUCGGUGAUUCGAUGAGACAAAUAGGCUUUAAAAUUAAGAUCAAUUAACAGAGGUUUUUUUUUGUGUUUUUUUGUUGGGGCGUAACUAUAUUUUGUUGGGGCUAUAACUUUCACUUAUAGAAGGCUUAAACUAGGCCUUUAACACUCAAGAGAUAACAUUUUCAGCCCAAAUAUCCUGGAAAUAUCUCAGAAAGGUUGUUUUGACGAUUUCUAGCUCAAGUUCGAAUAUUGGUCAUCUGGGGUCAAAAACUAGGUCACAGACCCCAAAUAUGGAAAAGACCUUGUUAACACUCUAGAGGUAACAUUUUCAGCCCAAAUAUCCUGGAAAUUUGUCAGAAAGGUUGUUUUGAUGAUGUCUAGCUCAAGUUUGAAUAUGUGUAAUCUGGGGUAAAAAACUAGGUCACAGAGCCCAAAUAUGGAAAUACCGUGUUAACACUUUAGAGGUAACAUUUUCAGCCCAAAUAUUCUGGAAAUUUGUCAGAAAGGUUGUUUUGAUAGUUUUUAAGUCAAGUUCGAAUAUGGGUCAUCUGUUUUUUUAUUGUUAUUAACCAGGUUUUCACAUAGUGAAACCUGGUUAUUAGAAUGGCAAACGUUGUUGUUCGGGCGGGCGGGUUUACGGCUGGGCGGCGUCAAACUCACCUAUGAAACUGAAUAACUUAAGUAAGGGUUGACAUAUCUUGACCAAACUUGGUCUAUAGAAAGAGUUUGUGGGUACCUUUCAUGGGAUUGCGUUUGGGGUCCCUAGGGUCAAGGUCACUGUUACUAAAAAUAGAAAAACGGUUGAAACUGAAUAACUUUAGUAAGGGAUGACAAAUCUUGACUAAACUUGGUAUAGAAAGAGUUUAUGGAGAAUUUUCAUGUGAUUGCGUUUGGGGUCCCUAGGGUCAAGGUCAAGGUCACUGUUACUAAAAAUAGAAAAACGGUUGAAACUGAAUAACUUUAGUUAGGGAUGACAUAUGUUGACUAAACUUGGUCAAUAGGAAGAGUUUAUGGAGACCUUUCAUGGGAAUACGUUUUGGGUCCCUAGGGUCAAGGUCACUGUUACUAAAAAUAGAAAAACGGUUGAAACUGAAUAACUUAAGUAAGGGUUGAUAUAUCUUGACCAAACUUGGUCUAUAGAAAGAGUUUAUGAGUACCUUUCAUGCGAUUGCGUUUGGGGUCCCUAGGGUCAAGGUCAAGGUCACUGUUACUAAAAAUAGAAAAAGGUUGAAACUGAAUAACUUUAGUUAGUGAUGACAUAUCUUGACUAAACUUGGUCUAAAGGAAGAGUUUAUGGAGACCUUUCAUGGGAUUACGUUUAGGGUCCCUAGGGUCAAGGUCACUGUUACUAAAAAUAGAAAAAACGGUUGAAACUGAAUAACUUUAGUUCGGGAUGACAUAUCUUGACUAAACUUGGUCUAUAUGAAGAGUUUAUGGAGACCUUUCAUGGGAUUGAGUCUGGGGUCCCUAGGUUCAAGGUCAAGGUGACUGUUUCUAAAAAUAGAAAAACAGUUGAAACUGAAUAACUUUAGUAAGGGUUGACAUAUCUUGACCAAACUUGGUCUAUAGAAAGAGUUUAUGGGUACCUUUCAUGGGAUAGCAUUUGAUGUCCCUAGGGUGAAGGUCAAGGUCAAUGUUACUAAAAAUAGAAAAAUGGUUGAAACUGAAUAACUUUAGUUAGGGUUGACAUAUCUUGACCAAACUUGGUCUAUAGGAAGAGUUUAUGUAUACCUUUCAUGAAAUUACAUUUGGGGUUCCCAGGGUCAAGGUCACUGUAACUUAAAAUAGAAAAAUGGUUCAAACUGAAUAUCUUUAGUUAGGGUUGACAUAUCUUGACCAAACUUCUUAGAGUGGAAAAGUGUAUGGAUAGUUUCAUGGGAUUGCAUUUUGGGGUCCCUAGAUUCAAGGUCAAGGUCACUGUUACUAAAAAUAGAAAAACAGUUUAGUCAGGGUCUACAUAUCUUGACCAAACUAGAUAUAAAGGAAGAGUUUAUGGAUACCUUUCAUGGGAUUGCGUUUGGGGUCUCUAGAUUCAAGGUCAGGGUCACUGUUACUAAAAAUAGAAAAAAUGGUUGAAACUGAAUAACUUAAUUUAGGGUUGACAUAUCCUGACACAACUUGGUAUAAAGGAAGAGUUUAUGGAUACCUUUCAAUGGAUUGCAUUUGGGGUCCCUAGGGUCAAGGUCAAAAAUAGAAAAACAGACACAGGCUGAAGUUCUUCUGUCAAUCAUUAAAACCUGGUUUCGUCGCAUUGCGGCGUUUCUGGUUUAUUGUCUUAAAAUCGUUGAAGGUACCAACUUCAAACUUCAUGAACUUAUUCACAGUAAAUUGUGAUUUUUUUGUGACGAGUUAUAUAAAAUCCAACUAAAAUAUUGUAAGAGUUAUUGCCCUUUGUAUCUUUUUAAACAAAUACAUAUUUGUCUUGUGGACAUAAAAUAGUUCCACCUAUGGUGUAUGGAAGGGCAGACUGGCACCAUCCAGUAUGUAGUCUGAUCAAUUACUUUUUAACCCUUUGUCCAAUCAUAACCAAAUUUGGUCUGAAUGUGUAUGAACAUGUUUGAUAAUUAAAAAAAAUGCUUUAGUUACCCGAGAGUUAUUGCGCUUUAAUCAUAGAAAUUACCUUAAAUUGUUCUUGUCCAAUCAAUUACUUUUUAAGCAUUUGUCCAAUCAUCACAAAAUUUGUCUAGAAUGUGAAUGGGCAUAAUACAUCAGGGAAGCCAAAUCCCUGUUAUUGCCCUUUAAUUAUCAACAAGUCUAUAGCACCAAGUUUUACUGAGGUGAGCGAUAUAGGACCAUCUUGCCCUCUUGUUUACUAUUAAUAUAUGUGAUUUCAGUCAAACAGUUUAGACUUGUAGAGCAUCAUAGGAGUGUUUUGAUACCUCAUUGACAUGCCAGCAAAUAAACCGUUGUUAGCAAUA